UCAUCAGUUCACAUCGAUCGUUCUAAGUAUUCUCAACUUACUAUUAUUGUACACUAUUCAUCGUGUAUCGUUCAGGAAUCAACUAUAAAAGUAUUGUAAACAUCGUAAAAACAAGAUGGUGAAGAUUAUGUUACAAAUCGCUGUACUUGUAUUGACCACUUUAGUUGCCAUUACUUUUGCUGAACAUGACGCUACAUCUUACGCGUUUUACCAUCCAAAAUUCGAAAACACUCAUCACGACGGACACGACCAUUACGCACCGCCUCAUUAUUCGUACAAGUACGGUGUCAAAGACCCGCACACCGGCGACCACAAACACCAGUCGGAGCACCGCGAAGGUGACGUGGUGCACGGUGAGUACAGCGUGGUGGAACCAGAUGGUCGAGUCCGCAAGGUGACUUACACGGCGGACAAGCACAACGGAUUCAACGCGCACGUCCACCAUGUCCACCACGCCCACCACCCGCAACACUACGGACACCACGAAGAGGAAUUUUGGUAUAAGAACAUCAAGAACUCAUUAUCGAUGGCUUAUAUGUUACAGAUUGCUGUGAUCGCCCUGAGCGCGCUGAUGACAUUGACGACGGCCGUACACCACGAUGCCACAUCGUACGCUUAUUACCACCCGAUAUUCCAUCACACCCAACACCACGGACACGACUAUUACUCUCCGCCCAAGUACACGUUCAAGUACGGCGUCAAAGACCCACACACGAAGGACGACAAACACCAGUGGGAGGAACGGGACGGGGACGUAGUGCACGGCGGCUAUAGCCUGGUCGAACCCGACGGUCGUAUCCGAAAAGUGACGUAUACGGCUGAUAAGCACAACGGGUUCAACGCGCACGUCCACUACGAAAACCACGCUCAUCACCCCCAAGUCCAUCACCACCAUGGUCAUCACCAUCACCGCCAUCACCGUCGUGGCGGACGUCAACAGUUUUGAGCGAUCUGCGUGCAAGAUUGCGUAACGGGACUCACCCGUCAUCUAAGCCCUAAUCGAAAUUUGUUGUUAUCGUUAACUAGUAUUUUAUAAUAUUAAAAUUA
Molecule: messenger RNA, 1047 nt
Organism: Rhopalosiphum maidis (corn leaf aphid)
Lineage: Eukaryota; Metazoa; Arthropoda; Insecta; Hemiptera; Aphididae
Product: pupal cuticle protein Edg-84A-like
Exons: 6
Coding region: 116-946 (276 amino acids)
Cellular component (GO): extracellular matrix
Source: RefSeq, a predicted model, not a curated record